Messenger RNA from Loa loa (African eye worm), 315 nucleotides. RefSeq lists its product as hypothetical. The record is from RefSeq and is a predicted model, not a curated record. The coding region runs from base 1 to 315 and encodes 104 amino acids. Lineage: Eukaryota; Metazoa; Nematoda; Chromadorea; Rhabditida; Onchocercidae. The transcript is spliced from 3 exons.
AUGACAUAUAAUAGCAGGCAAGGUCAAGUAGCUGUUCAAAAGGAUGAUUACAGUGUCAGACGCUUUUGUUUUAUUGCAUUUCAUCUUAGCAUUCCUGAUGGAAAUAAAGUUCGGCAACAGUCAGCUGAUGGGAAGCAGGCGAGGAGGGUAUUGCUUGUUAGCUGCCUUCUGUCAUUCUCUGCUACUUCUGACGUGUGGCUGGCUCAUACGUUGUUACCUGUCAUCAUCGACACUAUCGUCACCAUCAAGACGUCGUCACUCGAAUCUGAUGGGCUUCAGACCGGUUCUUCUUCCCCUUCGCUUCCAUCGGAGUAG